CAUCAAAAUUAAUUCAAUUACUCCAAGAUGCAGUUGCUGGCUGUGAUACUAGUGCUAAUCCUGGCCAGCUUGGCCCAUUGCCGACCCACUUUCGGCAAGAUCGCCGAGGUCUUGCUAGGGGUAUUGGAUGAUCGACCAGCAGGGCAUCAUCAGGCAGGAGGAGGCUACCCACAUCCAGGCUAUCCACAUCCACAUCCUGGACCGGGUCCACUUAUCCAAGAGGGCUACGAGCAUGGGUACGACUACCACUAUGGCGGAGGCUAUGAGCAUGGUGGCUACCAGCAGCAGGCAUCUUCUCCUGGCUAUGGAUACUAUCCACCACCGCAACGGGUUCCUCCUCCAAACGCCUACUAUCCAUCGCCUGACCACUACUCGCAUUACAACCACCACCCACCACCCGCAUCUCCGCCUCAUGGAUACUAUCCCCCCGCAGCAGUGUACAAGGCACAGGAUCUUUAUGGAGGCGGCUACAAACAAAGGGGUUACUAGCGUUCAUCUUUUAGAGCCCCCAUCCCAUUAAAUCUCGUGCCGUUUCAUCUUUUUGUUUAUGUGUAAUUUAUUAAAAUACUAAUUUACGUCAA
Messenger RNA from Drosophila elegans, 581 nucleotides. It is a transcript of the gene Srg1, whose product is annotated as protein lifeguard 1. The transcript is spliced from 2 exons. The coding region runs from base 28 to 489 and encodes 153 amino acids. Lineage: Eukaryota; Metazoa; Arthropoda; Insecta; Diptera; Drosophilidae. The record is from RefSeq and is a predicted model, not a curated record.